AUGGCUGCCGAUAGAAAUCUAACAUCAAAUGCUCCUCGUUUUAAUAUAAAUACUCCUGAUUAUGAUGAUGCGCCACAAGAUGAUAUCAGCAGGAACCCAUUUGCCGAUGAUGGAGAACUCUCAUCACAUUCAUCUGCGUCUCCAAAUCAAGGAUACGAUUUUCAACAACCACAACUGCAAAGAGUCGCUAAUGCCAACCUAGAAUCAUAUGGAAACACGUUCCUGUCACAUGGGGGAUACUACACUAAUGGCGGAAGUUCCAACCUACUCAUGAAUGAAUCAUCGUCAGAUGAAUCUAGAGUAUUGAAUAGAGAUUAUGACCGAUUAAACCCUUCAAGUCCAGCUGAGUUUGAUAGAUAUCCUUCGAUGGCUGGAUCAAGAGUUGUUUCUUCAGCAUCAUUAGCAACGCAAAUGUAUCAGGAAAAGGACAAAAGUGGAACAAACAACUAUCACAUCUCUCAAUCGUCGUCAUCGAAUUCAUUAAACGAUUCAGAUUCACAAAGCUCAAGUCCUUAUCCAAAUGACUUUUCCCCAUUUGGUGGAUACCCAGCCACAUCAUUCCCCUUGAGUAUUGAGGACAAAGAACCAGAUGAUUACUUGCACAACCCGGAUCCAGUUGUCGAUGCAGAAUACGAAAAGAAUAGGUUCCUCUAUGACCUAAAACACAUGGAUAAGCGGUCCCUUGGAGGAUUAUUAGGAUUAAUCGCAUUAGCAAUCAUUGCUCUUGUCGUUUUUGUUUUGUUGCCAGUAUUGACAUAUUCUGGUGCAACGCAACACUAUCGUCCAGAAUCAUAUGAAAUUUUGACUCACUAUGAAUAUCCAAUGUUGAGUGCUAUACGUCAAGACUUGGUUGAUCCAGAUACUCCAGAAGAUGCAUUAACAUUGGAAUCAAAAAGUGGUGAUAAAUGGAAAUUGGUUUUUUCAGAUGAAUUCAAUGCAGAAGGAAGAACUUUUUACGACGAUGAUGAUCAAUUCUUUGUUGCGCCUGAUAUUCACUACGAUGCCACUAAAGAUCUUGAAUGGUAUGAUCCUGAUGCCGUCACUACUGCCAAUGGUACCUUGGUUUUACGUAUGGAUGCAUUUAAAAACCAUGAUCUCUUUUAUCGUUCCGGAAUGGUUCAAUCAUGGAACAAAAUGUGCUUUACUCAGGGAAGAAUUGAAGUCUCAGCAAGAUUACCAAAUUAUGGUACCGUUUCUGGUUUGUGGCCUGGUUUGUGGACCAUGGGUAACCUUGGUCGUCCUGGAUAUUUAGGUUCAACUGAAGGUGUGUGGCCAUACUCUUACGACUCAUGUGAUGCUGGUAUCACACCAAAUCAAUCAUCACCCGACGGUAUUUCCUACCUCCCAGGACAACGAUUGAAUAAAUGUACAUGCUCUGGGGAAUCCCAUCCCAACCCUGGUGUAGGAAGAGGGGCCCCCGAAAUUGAUAUCAUUGAAGGAGAAAUCAUGACAACCACGGAUUCAGGUAAACAGAAUAAUGGUGUUGCGUCACAAUCGCUUCAACUUGCACCAAUGGACAUCUGGUAUAUGCCAGAUUACGAUUUUAUUGAAAUCUACAACUACUCCGUAACCACCAUGAACACUUAUGCUGGGGGGCCCUUCCAGCAGGCAUUUUCUGCUACUACCACGUUGAAUAUAACCUGGUACGAGCGUGGAGAUGGGCUCGAGCACCAAUACCAAAGGUUUGGGUUCGAGUAUUUAAACGAUGACAGUGAUGGUUACUUGAGGUGGUAUGUUGGAAGAGAUCCAACGCUUACAGUUUAUUCCACUGCGUUACAUCCUAAUGGAAACAUUGGUUGGAGACCUCUAUCGAAGGAGCCAAUGUCGAUGGUUCUCAAUCUUGGUAUCUCAAAUAAUUGGGCUUAUAUUGACUGGAAUUCGAUACAUUUUCCAGUGUCCUUCCACAUCGAUUAUGUCAGGAUAUACCAGCCAGAGGAUCAAAUCAAUAUCGGCUGCGAUCCAGAAGACUAUCCAACUUACGACUACAUUCAAGAACAUUUGAAUAUUUAUACAAAUCCAAAUAUUACUUCUUUUGAAGAUGGUGGCUAUUCAUUCCCAAAGAAUAGUUUGAUUGGUUGUUAG
Messenger RNA from Lodderomyces orthopsilosis Co 90-125, 2082 nucleotides. It is a transcript of the gene KRE6, whose product is annotated as beta-glucan synthesis-associated protein. The transcript has a single exon. The coding region runs from base 1 to 2082 and encodes 693 amino acids. The record is from RefSeq and is a predicted model, not a curated record. Lineage: Eukaryota; Fungi; Ascomycota; Pichiomycetes; Serinales; Debaryomycetaceae. Gene Ontology annotation, cellular component: endoplasmic reticulum membrane; plasma membrane. Gene Ontology annotation, biological process: fungal-type cell wall organization; (1->6)-beta-D-glucan biosynthetic process. Gene Ontology annotation, molecular function: glucosidase activity.